GGACUGAUUUAAUAGAGACCAGGGCAAAUCCUAACAGGACAAAGGCCAGUGUCGGGGGAGGAGGCCGCGCACACACGUUUAUAUGCGAGAAUCCCUUCAUAGGUAGGGAUCCCGCGCCAAGAAAGCUGCUUGCUACGGUUUAGUAAGGGGCCGCUUUAAAUUCAGUGUCUCGCAGUGUAAUUGCUACUUCUCGCGAGAUUUUUAGGAUAGUUUAGCCCACUAUAAUGGGAGAAAAAAAAAAAAAAAAUCCCGCCGUUGCCAUAGGCAACCGGGAGGCAACGCCGAGGUGCAGGAAAGAAUUGUAGGUCCUUAAAGAGUCCGACGCAGGCCCUCGGAAAGCAUGGGGCAGGUCUCUGGACUAGUGCCCUCUCGUUUUCUGACGCUGCUAGCUCAUUUGGUGAUCGUGAUAACCAUCUUCUGGACGCGGGAUGACAAUAUCCGAGCCAGUUUGCCCCCCAGUUUCACUUCCGACCAGUAUAAGAAGGAGGAUUCUGAGCUGGUCACUGCUCUCUCCAUUACAUUGGGCCUCUUCCUGAUAGAACUGGCAGGUUUCUUUUCAGGCGUGUCCAUGUUCAACAACACCCAGAGCCUCUUUUCUAUCGCGCUGCAUUGUUGCGCAGCUGUGUCUUUGGCCUUCUUCGUCUUCGAGUCUUGGGAGUGCUCCACCUAUUGGUACAUCUUCACCUUCUGCAGUGUUCUUCCAGCUUUCACUGAAGUAAUAAUGUUCAUCACUGUCUUCGUGUUAAAGAAAAAAUCCUUCUGAUUCUACAAAUGUGGGGCAGAAGACCGGAAAAGGCUUUGCAACCAGCUCUCAGUCCUUGGAGAAAACAUGGGAAGAGUAAUGGUGACGGAGUUUGGGGAACUCUCUUGCAAUGUUUUUCUCUCCUCCGAAUUUGGACACAAUGACUUUGUAUCUUAUGCUUUGUAAUAAAACUAAACUUUUGUAGUAUAACUAAA
This is a messenger RNA of Sarcophilus harrisii (Tasmanian devil), 957 nucleotides long. RefSeq names its product transmembrane protein 107 (gene TMEM107). The coding region runs from base 341 to 763 and encodes 140 amino acids. The record is from RefSeq and is a predicted model, not a curated record. Gene Ontology annotation, biological process: protein localization to ciliary transition zone; non-motile cilium assembly. Lineage: Eukaryota; Metazoa; Chordata; Mammalia; Dasyuromorphia; Dasyuridae. The transcript has 5 exons. Gene Ontology annotation, cellular component: MKS complex.